This is a messenger RNA of Vicia villosa (hairy vetch), 1744 nucleotides long. Its product is annotated as guanine nucleotide-binding protein alpha-2 subunit-like. The record is from RefSeq and is a predicted model, not a curated record. Gene Ontology annotation, cellular component: heterotrimeric G-protein complex. Lineage: Eukaryota; Viridiplantae; Streptophyta; Magnoliopsida; Fabales; Fabaceae. Gene Ontology annotation, biological process: adenylate cyclase-modulating G protein-coupled receptor signaling pathway. Bases 242 to 1396 code for a protein of 384 amino acids. Gene Ontology annotation, molecular function: G protein-coupled receptor binding; G-protein beta/gamma-subunit complex binding; guanyl nucleotide binding. The transcript is spliced from 14 exons.
UCCAAUUAACGUGCUUAUAUUAUACGUUAAUCCGUUAUUAUAAUGUUAAACUAAACACGAAUUGUGAUUGUUAUUUUCAAUAUAAGUAGCAUGUGAAGUUGCACACUUUCUAAUUCUAAUUUCAAACAAACGCUACUGAACUUGCUUUCAACUUUCACUUCACACUAUAAUCCCAAAAUUCUAACAGCAUAUUCCAUCUCUGCAUAACACAAACAGAUCCUUUUGCUUCUUUUCAGAAAGUAUGGGCUUAGUUUGCAGCAGAAAUCGGCGAUACCGGGAUUCUGAUCCUGAAGAAAAUGCACAGGCAGCAGAAAUUGAGAGAAGAAUAGAGUCAGAAACAAAGGCUGAAAAACAUAUUCAGAAACUUCUACUACUAGGUGCGGGAGAGUCCGGGAAAUCUACAAUCUUUAAGCAGAUUAAACUUUUGUUUCAAACUGGCUUUGAUGAGGCUGAGCUAAGAAGCUACACACCAGUCAUUUUUGCUAAUGUAUAUCAGACUAUAAAAGUACUUCAUGAUGGGGCAAAGGAGUUGGCUCAAAACGAUCUUAAUUCUGCAAAGUAUGUUAUAUCCGAUGAGAGCAAGGACAUUGGUGAAAAACUUUCAGAAAUUGGAGGCAGGCUGGACUAUCCACAUCUCACCAAGGAUCUUGCAAAGGAAAUAGAGGCUUUAUGGGAGGAUGCUGCCAUUCAGGAAACAUAUGCCCGUGGUAAUGAACUCCAAGUUCCUGAUUGUACCAAAUAUUUCAUGGAAAAUCUGCAGAGGCUGUCUGAUGCAAAUUACGUUCCUACAAAGGAGGAUGUUUUGUAUGCAAGAGUUCGUACAACUGGUGUUGUGGAGAUCCAGUUCAGCCCUGUUGGAGAAAAUAAGAGAAGUGGUGAAGUCUAUAGACUCUUUGAUGUUGGUGGCCAGAAAAAUGAGAGGAGAAAGUGGAUCCAUCUUUUUGAAGGAGUUACAGCUGUUAUAUUUUGUGCUGCAAUUAGCGAGUAUGAUCAAACACUUUUUGAGGAUGAAAGCAAGAACAGAAUGAUGGAAACUAAGGAACUUUUUGAAUGGAUCCUGAAGCAACCAUGUUUUGAGAAAACAUCCUUCAUGUUAUUUUUGAACAAGUUUGACAUAUUUGAGAAGAAGAUCCUGAAUGUUCCGCUCAACGUAUGUGAAUGGUUCAAAGAUUAUCAGCCAGUUUCAACAGGGAAACAAGAGAUCGAGCACGCAUAUGAGUUUGUGAAGAAAAAGUUUGAGGAAUUGUACUUCCAGAGCUCUGCUCCUGACCGUGUAGACCGUGUCUUCAAGAUCUAUCGGACCACUGCCCUUGAUCAGAAGGUUGUGAAGAAGACUUUCAAGCUUGUUGAUGAGACGUUGAGGCGGAGGAAUCUUUUUGAAGCUGGAUUAUUAUGACCAUGCAACAGUGUGCAUAAGAUAAAAGGGAUAAAUUAUUUUUACAUUGCGGAGGUAUUCAGAUUUUGGGUAUACUAGAGGUCAGGUAUACAAGAGUAUAUAAUCAAUUUAUUGAUUUAUGUCAAGUAAAUGAUGUUGAAUGAGUGGAAUUCUUGAUCACCGCAAAUUAGUUGCGAUGAAAUUUUCAGAGAUGAUAUAAUCUAUGAUGCACAUUUAUAGAUUGAAACUCACUAAUUAUAUCGCAUAUUUUGUAUCCAAUGCUGGUCUUUAAGUAAGGUUUUCAGGCUUGAAUCUUAUGAAUGGAAAGAAUGCAUAGUCAAUGAGAGCCAAGAAAUGAGGUUUCACAGA